Messenger RNA from Penaeus monodon (black tiger shrimp), 1594 nucleotides. RefSeq names its product extensin-like. Lineage: Eukaryota; Metazoa; Arthropoda; Malacostraca; Decapoda; Penaeidae. The coding region runs from base 25 to 1335 and encodes 436 amino acids. The record is from RefSeq and is a predicted model, not a curated record. The transcript is spliced from 3 exons.
AGGGUGCCAAGAUGCUCCUAUAUAAUGAAGAAGCUAAGUGAUUCUCGUCAGUGCAGCCAGUUUCGGUCUACUGCCAGGAUGGGACUAAAGGCAUUUGCCAUUUUGUCCGUGAUCCUUGCCAUCGCAAGUGCUGCUCCAUCUGCUAAACCAGGCUAUCACUCUUACGCCUAUGGCAACAGUGGGGGCAGUAUUUCCCCCCCGGCACCUCCCCACGGCUAUGGCCCGCCCCCCUCUCCCUAUAUAUAUCCUCACGGACAUGCACCCAAUGACCAUGUAGUUCUAUUCAAACCCCAUCCGCCCUUGGCACCCCUGCACGGUUUAUUCCACCCUCAUCAUUUCAUACACUUUCCACCUCAUUCUCCUUACCCUUCACAUGUGAUACCCUUACCCCAUGCUCCUUAUCCCCCGCAUGGGAUAAAUUUACCUCACGUACACUAUCCUCCAGCUGUGGUGCCCCAUAUUCCUUACUCACCACCUGCGGCGCACCCGCCCAGCAUACAAGUGCACUCACCUUUCCCUCCACACAUAAUACAUGGCCAACCUCUGCCUCAUCCACCAUACGUUCCUUAUGCUCAUCCGUGGAGUCACGUGAUUCAGCCUGCGCCUCUUGCUCAUCCGCCUGUAAUGCAAAUACCUCAUCCUGAACCACAGUCGUAUCCACAAUUUCACUUUCAUCCUCCCGCGGUGCAACCUCCACCACAUGCGCAACCUUCGCCACCUGUAGUGCAACCUCCACCACCUAUGGUGCAUCUUCUUCCACCAAUGAUGCAUCUUCCACCACCGGUAAUUGAGCCUCCAUCACCUGUAAUGCAGCCUCCACCACCGAUGAUACAUUUUCCACCACCUGUAAUGCAGCCUCAAUCAUCUGUAAUGCAACCUCCACCACCUAUGAUACAUCUUCCACCACCUGCAGUGCAGCCUCAACCACCCAUGAUACACUAUCCAUCACCUGUGGUACACUUUCCAACACCUCCUGCACCCGCUCCACCCGCUCCCCCCGCUCCGCCUGCACCUAGCUUUUCCUUUCCUCCACCACCAAGUUUUUCCUUUCCUCCACCACCUAGCUACUCCUUUCCUCCCCCACCUAGUUUUUCCCUUCCUCCACCACCCUCGUCUUACUCUAACACCUUCCACCUUCCCCCGUCGCCCUCUUACAACGCCCAGGGAUCCACGUCUUACUUCUUACUGAUGCCGGAGAACCAUAACAUGCCCGAAGAACCAAGUUCUCCGGCAGGGUACGGGCAAGGGAAUAGCUACGCGGAGGAAGCUGGAAAUGACUACAUGGAUGAGGUUGACUACGAGAGUCCUUCAGAUUUUGGACCCCCACCUGAAUAAGAGGAAGAUAUAGUGAAAUAAAAGACGAUUCUUUCAGUGGUCCACAACCUGUCAGAACCAACGGAAGGCUGGAUAUUGUGCAAUAUAAACAAUAAAUGUUAAUGAUAAGGGUUAAUGGAAUUUAACUCGUUUUUAACUUUUGGAUACUGAUAGACUGAUAAUGGAUUUAUCAAUCUAACUCUAGAUAGAUGGUGAAGAAUACUGUUGUCAGAGACAAUGAAAAAUAAAAUAGGCAAACAAUAAAAGAAUAUAUAAGAAA